AGUGUAUUUAUAACGUUAAACUAUCGUCCCACGUUAUAAAAUCUAAAACAGCAUAAACAGCCAUGCUAUUUUCAUAUUUCCACCUCCUUCAUUUCCAGCUCCACCUUAAACAAAAACCAUGUCAGCUUUCAUGCAGCUUUUUUUUUUUUUUUUUUGCAUUGACGUCAGCUGCAUCCAGCAAGAAACACACAGAGGCUUUCUUCAUAUUUCCUAUGCAUUGAGUCAGAAUAUGGACAGAUAGUCCAGACACACUGGUGCCAAUUUUUAAAUGCAAUCUGACUGCGACAGCUGCUGAUUUAUAUCUCCCAUCACUGUGAGGAAGAAGCGACACUGCGUCCUAAAGGAUAACCGCAACAACAACCACCACUGUUGCCCAGAGUGCGGCCCAGGCACGAGCCCGCGACCGCCACAUCAGGCACCAUGAUGGAGGGGGGCAUGCAGCUGCUCAACCGCGACGGCCACAGCAUCUCGCACAACUCGAAGCGCCACUACCACGACUCCUUCGUGUCCAUGAACAGGAUGCGACAGCGCGGCCUGCUGUGCGACAUCGUGCUCCAUGUCUCCAACAAAGAAAUCAAGGCGCACAAAGUGGUGCUGGCGUCCUGCAGCCCCUACUUCCACGCCAUGUUUACCACGCUCGUUGUGUGCGGUCACGCAGAUGAGAUGUCGGAGAGCCGGCAGACCCACGUGACCCUUCAUGACAUCGACUGUCAGGCCUUGGAGCAGCUGGUCCAGUACGCCUACACAGCGGAGAUUGUGGUCGGGGAAGGCAACGUGCAGACGUUGCUCCCAGCAGCCAGCCUGCUGCAGCUCAACGGGGUGCGGGACGCCUGCUGUAAGUUCCUCCUCAGCCAGCUGGACCCCUCCAACUGCCUGGGAAUCCGAGGCUUCGCCGACACGCACUCCUGCAGCGACCUGCUCAAGUCGGCCCACAAGUAUGUCCUGCAGCACUUUGUGGAGGUGUCCAAGACGGAGGAGUUCAUGCUGCUGCCGCUGAAAUCGGUGCUGGAUUUGAUCUCCAGCGACAACCUCAACGUGCCAUCUGAAGAGGAAGUGUACCGCGCCGUGUUGAGCUGGGUGAAACAUGACAUAGAUGGACGCAGGCAACAUGUACCUUGGCUGAUGAAGUGCGUGCGGCUGCCGCUGCUGAGGCGAGACUUUCUGAUGAGCAACGUGGACACGGAGCUGCUGGUGCGGCACCACUCGGAGUGCAAGGACCUCCUGAUCGAGGCUCUCAAGUACCACCUGAUGCCCGAGCAGAGGGGAGUCCUCAGCAACAGCCGGACGCGCCCGCGACGCUGUGAGGGCGCCAGCCCCGUGCUCUUCGCCGUUGGUCAGUGUGCCCCUGAAGGUGGCGGCAGCCUGUUUGCCAUCCACGGAGACUGCGAGGCGUACGACACUAGGACUGAUCGCUGGCACAUGGUGGCGUCCAUGUCCACUCGGCGGGCACGGGUGGGCGUGGCGGCCAUCGGGAACAGACUUUAUGCCGUUGGAGGGUACGAUGGCACCUCAGACCUCGCAACCGUGGAGUCCUACGACCCUAUCACUAACUCCUGGCAACCGGAGGUUUCCAUGGGGACACGGCGGAGCUGUUUGGGUGUAGCGGUCCUGCAUGGCCUGCUAUAUGCUGCUGGAGGUUAUGAUGGAGCUUCCUGCCUCAAUAGUGCAGAGCGUUACGACCCUCUGACCAGUACAUGGACCUCGAUUGCUGCCAUGAGCACCCGUAGGAGAUACGUCCGGGUAGCAACUCUGGAUGGCAGCUUGUAUGCAGUGGGAGGUUAUGACAGCUCCUCACAUCUCGCAACAGUGGAGAAAUAUGACCCGCAGAGCAACACGUGGACAGCGAUCGCCAACAUGCUGAGUCGGCGCAGCAGUGCCGGGGUGGCCGUGCUGGACGGCAUGCUGUAUGUCGCCGGGGGCAACGACGGCACCAGCUGCCUGAACUCUGUGGAGCGGUUCAACCCCAAGGCCAACACCUGGGAGGGAGUGGCCGCUAUGAACAUACGAAGGAGCACCCAUGACCUGGUGGCGAUGGACGGCUGGUUAUACGCAGUUGGAGGCAACGACGGCAGCUCCAGUCUCAACUCCAUCGAGAAGUACAACCCGCGCAGCAACAAAUGGGUGGCGGCAUCCUGCAUGUUCACGCGGCGCAGCAGCGUUGGCGUGGCCGUGUUGGAGCUGCUGAACUUCCCGCCGCCCUCCUCACCCACCCUCUCGGUUUCCUCCACAAGCCUUUGACACGGGGUCACCGCUUGGCUGACCUCAGCCUCUGCUGCUACGGCCCAGGCUGGCUCUGGGAAGAGACGCAACUGCUCGGUUUGAGGAGGACGGGAGGAGGACAGGUAAAAAGGGUGGAGGGGGGAGAAGAGAAGGAAGGAAGGUGUGGAUAAGGCUCCUGGCUUCGUUAAUAUACAGUACCCUUCAGAAUUAGUGACACUCUUGGUUUAAAAAAAAAAUGUAAAACAUAAUGUAAAAAUUGAGGCAAGUAAAAAAAAGUUGUUAAUGUGCAGCACCCUGUAAUCUCUAAAGACAUGUUCCACACCAACUAUAAAUCACAAGAACCACAUGAUUCCCACCAAGAUUCUUUUUCAAUUUUAGGGUCAAACCAAUCUGGCCUUUACCAAGUAAAACUUUACCAAGUUUGCCAUUAAUCCUGGACUGCACUGUAUCUGGUCUGGAUGCCUUUAAACGCCGCUGUACAGCUCUACCAGCUCUCACUCUCUUCAUGAAUACAAAGAUGUUCCUGGAUGUGUUAACAACGACCGAUCUUUCCUCGAGCUCCUCUAUCCCCCCUCCCCCACCGCUCCAGUGUUUGACACACUCAUCGUGAAACGUGGUGGACACUUAAUUCUGUCAUGUGCGAUGUAAAUGUUUUUGGUUUGAUGUUGUCGUCCUCUGCAAUAUUUUUUCUUUUGAUGUCAGGAUUUUUUGCAAUAAUGUACAAAAAAAUACCCGAAUGAUUUUACUUUUGGAAUGUAGCUUUUGACUGGGUAUACCGUGCAUGUUUACGUAUUGGCAUUGACUCCCAACAGGAGGAUAAAAUGUUGUAGUGCUGCUAUGCCACGCUAGGUGGCAGUAACAGGCAAUGUUAUAAACCCUUCCCACACUGCAAAGACAGCAUGGACACAGAGAGAAGUGAGGCCCUCAGAACUGUAUACGAGUUUAGAUCUUUUUUUUUUUAUAUAAACACAGAGAGAAGAAUUAUGUUGAACUAUAUGUAUUUAUAAAAAUGAUAAUAUAUUCUGUUUUAAAGAUGCUUAGAGAAGGAAACAGAUCAGAACCUAUGCCUAUUUAAGAGUGUUUUUAAUAUAUUUAUUCAGGUGUGUGAUGUGCAUAUCGUCAAUAGAAAUGACAAAGAGAAUGUCUAAGUGUGAGAGAGGUUUGGUUUGUGUGCAUUUGGAGUUGGUUAAGAGAGAUUGUUGCAUUUUGAUAUGCAGCAUUUCAUUUACAUUUCUUAAUGUUUCUUCACUGCCACGAGCAUGAUCUCACAUGAAACCUUAUGUCCGCUACAUUUGUGCAAAAGGCUUUUAGAUGCUCGCAAACAUAUUGACCAGUCAAAGAAGAGGCCUCUAUAUUGUCUUAAAUCCUACACUUGUCAAUUAUUUUUAAGGAUAAAAUCCUUGGGACACAGUUAAAGAUGACAUUAAAGUUUACCUACUGUAUACCAACACUUGACACUAAUAUGAGUAACGCUGUUGACACUUGGUGCUGUCAUAUUUCCUUCCAUACAUAAUCAAGUGUGGUGUCUUGUUAUAUUACCUCAUUGUUGAAAUGGAUCCAACUCUGUUGCAACAAAGUUGAACUAGAGAAACAACUGUAUAAUUAACUACAAAUACACUGGCUAUAGCAUGUGUAGUAGGUGACUCGAGAGUGUCACCGCUGAACUUGCAUUGUCUAAAAUAAAUGGAUUACUUUGAGUCUUCUUGACUCAGUUGAUACCCGGGUUCAGUUCAGAUCAUGUGUAGCGCAGUGAUACUAUUCCAAACUUCUGAGAAGUUGCCUUUUUUUUUUUUUUUCUUCCUUUUUUUUUGAAGGAUUUUGUUGAUCCGGUUCCGUUUAUCUAUAACUACCUUUCAUUUUGUUCGAGCGGACCCAGUAGAAUAGGGGCUGUGAUGGUCUUAUGGAGAUGCUGUUAUUCCGUGAAGUCGCUGUGAGUAAGGGCCAGACUUUUUAAGAGAAAGGCGCACAAAAACCACAUAAGACUUUGGCCUCCAUUCUGCUGAUCGAAACUGUAAAUACAAAAUCCAUUUGUGCAAUUUCAAAGUGACUGUAGCUUUUUUUUUUUUGUUCAAUGUGGUGAUAAUUGUUAAUUUAUUAUAUGUUUGUUAUUUAUGAGGAACUUUAAAAUAUUGAAUUUUGCACUAUUGCGAAAUGGAGCAAUACACUGUAAAAAAAAAAAAAAA
Sebastes umbrosus (honeycomb rockfish) is the source of this 4403-nucleotide messenger RNA. RefSeq names its product kelch-like family member 17 (gene klhl17). The record is from RefSeq and is a predicted model, not a curated record. NCBI's taxonomy places the organism in Eukaryota, Metazoa, Chordata, Actinopteri, Perciformes, Sebastidae. The coding region runs from base 421 to 2238 and encodes 605 amino acids. Gene Ontology annotation, molecular function: protein binding. The transcript has 12 exons.